This is a messenger RNA of Lotus japonicus, 1650 nucleotides long. RefSeq names its product F-box protein CPR1-like. Gene Ontology annotation, molecular function: protein binding. Lineage: Eukaryota; Viridiplantae; Streptophyta; Magnoliopsida; Fabales; Fabaceae. The transcript has a single exon. The coding region runs from base 126 to 1400 and encodes 424 amino acids. The record is from RefSeq and is a predicted model, not a curated record.
CCAUGAUUUUCUAUUAAUCUCUUUCCUUUCUUUUAUUUUUAAUCAUUCCUAGAAAGACGCAGAAAAUUCACGGUUCCAAAUUGACAUUGUUCAGAGUCCAAAAACCCGAAAGAGAGAUCGCAAGCAUGGAGCAGUUGCCACUUGAAUUGGUAUCAAACAUCCUCUCAAGGUUGCCAGCUAAAGACUUGAUGAAAUGCAAGUCCAUUUGCAAAUCCUGGUUCGAUCUCAUAACCAAUCCGUAUUUUAUUACCAAUUAUUAUGCUUUCUACAACGAUCUCAUUCGCCAUCAUGAGAAUCUUUUUGUCAUUAGAAGACCCUUUCUUUCAAGCCUCAAAACUUGCAUUUCUUUGCUUUCUUCUAAUGUCAAUCAUCCCAAAAAGUAUGCCUCUGAACUUCUAAAACCCCCCUCUGAAUAUAAUUCUGAGUACAAAUACUGGACAGAAAUCAUGGGUCCUUGCAAUGGCAUAUACUUCUUAGAAGGCAAUCCAAAUGUCAUGAUGAACCCUUCUCUGAGACAGUUUAAGGCUCUGCCUCAAUCCCAUUUGGCCAUUGCUUCACAAAACACUUACUCUAUCACAGAAUAUGGCGGGUUUGGGUUUGACCCCAAAACCAAUGACUAUAAAGUUGUUAUGAUCAAGGACAUCUGGUUACAGAAAACAGAUGAAAGACAAAUUGGGUAUUGGACAGCUGAGUUAUACAGCCUCAAUUCCAACUCUUGGAAAAAACUUGAUGCUAAUAGUGCUCUCCCACUUCCCUUCGAAAUUUGGGGUUCUUCUAGGGUCUAUACUUAUGUGAACAAUUGUUGUCACUGGUGGGGUUUUAUUGAUGACUAUGGUGUAAAAGAGAAUGUCGUUCUAGCAUUUGACAUGGUCACUGAAGUCUUCAGAAAAAUCAAAGUACCCAGAGUUUGUGCUUCUUCAGAGGAAGCUUUCAAAACUCUGGCACCCUUUAAUGAAUCUAGUACCAUUGGUGUCAUUGUCCACCCUGUAAUAAGAGAUGUGAAACACUACGACGUGUGGGUGAUGAAAGAUCAUGGGGAUGAAGGUUCUUGGAUGAAGCAAUACUCGGUUCGACACAAGGAAGUGAUUUACAAGGUUGUGGGGUUUUAUGGUAGCCACCAUUUUGUUUGGAACGAUGACAAUGAAGGACUAAUUCCUAGCUUGCAACAAAUAAAAGAUCUUCGGGUUUAUGGAAGGUGUGAGGGGUUAAGAGCCACGAGAUAUAUGGAAAGCCUCAUUUCAUUGCACAGGGGAAAUGAGUUUAGCAGCCAGUUUGUUUCGUGUACCUCGGUUUUAGACACUUUGGCUUUGCCAAAUCAGAGAAGGAAGUUCAUGGUUAGUUUGUCACAGAAGAUGAAGACAUUCUUGAAAAUAUGUUAUGAUGCAUUGGUUAAUACUUAAUAGGUUUAUUUUUUACCACAAGUAGUGAGAUAAUUAUGUUUGAAUAGGGAACAUCUAAAUAUUAAUGGAGCUAGCUCUACACAAGGUAACAAUGUUUGUGUAGUGAACAUCUAGCUAGCUCUACUAAUAGGUUUUCAUACUCCCUUCGUUUCAAUAUAAUUGUACACAUAGUGAAGACGCACACAUAUUAAGAAUGCAAUAAAUUUUGUUAACUUUUUAAAAUGUAUUAUUAUCUCUCAUCAUUUAUUUU